UUUCCUUAGAUACAAGGGCUGGUUUGAUGGUGGGGAUGGAGGAAGGGAACAAGGAGAAUGCUGCAUCAUGUCCGAAUUCGAGAUCUAAUAACCAAUCUCGGGUAUUUUUCCCGAUCCGGGUGCUUCAAGUUUUGCUGCUGUUCCUCGUUUUGGCUCUUGGGUUCUCGGUCAUCAGCAUGAACAUGAUGAAGUACUUGAAAAUCCAACAUUUGGCUCCAGUCAUGCCCACCACUUUCAUCUCUUUCUACGACGAGGGCGUUGAUUUGGAGAGCUUCAUAAGACCUCCUUCGAAUCUCCGGCACUCCAUGAAUGACAGCGAGCUGCUAUGGCGUGCCUCCUUGGAGCCACGGAUAGGGAAUUAUCCAUUUAAGAGGGUUCCGAAAAUGGCAUUCAUGUUUCUGGUUAAGGGGCCUUUGCCUUUCGCUCCACUCUGGGAGAGGUUCUUUAAAGGGCAUGAGAGCCUGUUCUCGAUAUACGUUCAUGCCUUGCCGAAUUAUAAACCAGAUUUCCGGAGCUCAUCUGUUUUCUACAGAAGGUUCAUCCCAAGUCAGGUCGUGGAAUGGGGAAGGAUGAGUAUGUGCGAUGCUGAAAGGAGGCUUCUGGCUAAUGCCUUGCUCGAUAUAUCUAACGAGUGGUUUGUCCUGCUGUCUGAAGCAUGCAUUCCUCUUCACAACUUCAGUUUUAUCUACAGCCACAUUUCGGGAUCGAGGUAUAGUUUCAUGGGUUCGGCUGACGAGGAAGGACCUGACGGGAGAGGUAGAUAUCACCCGGGAAUGGAACCCGAGGUCACUCUCAGCCAGUGGCGAAAAGGGUCUCAGUGGUUCGAAAUCAACAGGAAACUCGCCGUCGAGAUUAUUCAGGACACUACUUACUACCCCAAAUUCAACGAGUUUUGCCAGCCGUACCAAUGCUAUGUCGACGAGCAUUACUUCCCGACAAUGCUGACAGCAAAAUAUCCUCACCUUCUGGCUAACCGGACAUUGACGUGGACAGAUUGGACACGAGGCGGGGCUCAUCCGGCCACCUUUGGCAAAUCCGACAUAACAGAAGCUUUUAUCAAGAAGCUGCCCGGAUUUCUGGCCUGCCAUUACAACGAUCAGCCGUCUGAAAUCUGUUAUCUUUUCGCCAGGAAGUUUGCUCCGAGUGCGUUGGAGCCCCUUCUCGAAAUUGCUCCGGCCGUCAUGGGAUUCUGACAGAUGCUUGUUCUUUAGCUGAAAGUGUUUGGAUUUUAGAGAAACAACCUCGUUUUUUUUCCUUGGACACAACAGGUACCACGAUUUCUUUUUAUAGCCAAUUCGAUUGUGUAGAUAUUCCCUCUAGUCCAAUGCCUAGAGUACCACGAAAAAGGACAGUGAGAUUUCUUCCCUUUUUGGUUUGCAUUUCAUCCUU
Molecule: messenger RNA, 1389 nt
Organism: Tarenaya hassleriana
Lineage: Eukaryota; Viridiplantae; Streptophyta; Magnoliopsida; Brassicales; Cleomaceae
Exons: 2
Coding region: 27-1193 (388 amino acids)
Cellular component (GO): membrane
Molecular function (GO): glycosyltransferase activity
Source: RefSeq, a predicted model, not a curated record